AUGCCUGAACAUAGUGAAAGUGAGGAGAAAGAAGAUGAAUCUGAAGAUGAGUCUGAGGAGGAGACAGGAAAACGCAAACGUGGUUCAAAGAAAUCAUCUACAAAGAAGGAAUCUGCUGGAAAAGCUAGAAGCAAGAAAGUGUCUACUCCUAAGAAAUCUAGUCCAAUACCACCAAAGAAAGCACCUACCAAAUCACCAGCUAGUCGCUCUAAGGUGGAUGAUGAUAUUGAUACAAGUCCAAAACGGUUCUCAAGGAAAAAGAAAAAUCAAGAAAUUGCUAAGGAGAAAUCUUCAACUCCAAAGAAGUCUGCUUCUAAGGAGACAGCAGGGAAAAAAGUUGGGAAAGGGAAGGACAAGCCUAAAGAGGAUAAAGUAAGGCUAAGUGACGAAGAACUCAGAAAUUCAAUAUGUGAAAUCCUUAAAGUUGUUGACUUCAACACGGCUACCUUCACCGACAUUCUGAAGCAACUUGCCAAACGAUACAAUACAGAUCUUACUCCCAGGAAAUCAUCGAUAAAGCUUAUGAUCCAGGAUGAGCUUACCAAACUUGCCGAUGAGGCAGAUGAUGAGGAAGAUGAAGAUGAAGGUGAUGCUGAAAAAGAUGAAAAGCAACCUUCUGGCCAAGGUGUGGAGGCGUGA
Molecule: messenger RNA, 639 nt
Organism: Ilex paraguariensis (yerba mate)
Lineage: Eukaryota; Viridiplantae; Streptophyta; Magnoliopsida; Aquifoliales; Aquifoliaceae
Source: the annotation of a GenBank genome assembly